GUUGCAAUCAGAGACGUCAUGCCUGAAGCCACAGUCACAGCCUUUGAAUACGAGGAUGAAGUAGGAGACAGAAUCACUGUGAGAAGUGACGAAGAACUCAAAGCCAUGUUGUCAUAUAUAAAGGAGACCUGCACAGACAGCAGCCAGGACGUUCAUGGGUCCUGUAGACAGCUGAACCUCACUUAACACAAAGUAAGACACCGUUGUACCAGGGCACAAGAGGAAAGUGGUUUGGAACUGCACUAAAUCAGAUUUACCAGUGAGGGGCUUUUUACCUACUCAUCUAGUUACGCUCGCACAGACCUUGCCUUCAGCUUAUGCAGAGCAGUUUUAUUUCCCACUAUAUUUACUGUUCAUGCCAUGGACGCUAAGAGUAAUGGUGUGUAAUGGCUUCCUUAUGAGGUACACUGAAAACUAAAUGAUCUGUCAAUUUUUAUUAUUUAUUAUUCAGUACUUAAAGUUUUGCCUCAUUAAAGAACAACCCCCCUGGGCUGCAGAAUUGUUCAAAAUCUACUUUCAUCUGUGGAUGUCUUUUACCCCCCAUCAGCUCACAACGAUGCUGCUGGAGCCACAGGCACAAUUUACACUUCUUUCUUGUCCAUUUUUGUCAUGCAUUCACUUGUGGUUGCUUUUUAAUCAUUAAGUAGCACAGGGUAACAGGGUGAUUAGGCAAGAGAAGAAACGCUGAAACCGGGAGAGGAAAAGCAUUGACCUUAGCCAGCUUUCGAAAGUUCUGAAGCUCUGAAGCAGGUUCUUCCGUGGUUUUCGGCCUGGUGUAUGUGAAGCCUGCAGCAUAUGCACAAUGAGUGUUGGCCAAACAAAACCAGGAGCCCUGUAAUGGCUUUGUGCUCCUCAUGGGACGUCACCGUGAGCAAAAAGCUGCUGAUCACCUGGAAAAUACAGGACUCACUAAAAUGAUUUUCACUGGCCUACUACUUCAAACGUCUUGCACGCAGGGACUUGGUUUCAGAAGUCAUUUGCAUUCAGAGGAUUUUUUAUGUUGUGGUUGCUUUUGUCCUCUGUAGACCCUGUGACAUUUUGUCCUAGUGUUAUUAAUUCCAGGUGAGCAGAAAAUUGUAGGCACUAAGAGAGCCGUAGUAGAAGAUGGAAGGCUGGAUAACGGAGUUGAGUCUGCGAUGGGUGCUUUGUUUUCUGUGCGUCAAUGUUUGACACGUUUUAAUGUCUCUCGUUUAUCGUUUAACUGAAUCUUUCACAGCAUUCACAGCUUAAUAACCAUCAUUGUUCACAGGGAGUUUUUGGUGGAAGUGUCCUACCAGAACCACGCCACUACAUGCUACUGAGACCCACCAGUCGUGCAGCCAUCUCUAAUCAUUGUUCGACACCUUAGAAGACAGAUGCCGCUGUUGAAAGUUAAAGACUGGCCUGUGUCAGUACUGCAACAUGGUGAGCGAGCAGCGCCUGAACGGACUCCUGCCAGAACCUUUGCAAAUCUUCCCCAGAGCCGGCAAGACUCCAGGGAUCCGGAACAUACAUGGCCUGAAGGUUAAUACAAGGCCCAACCCAGCCAACGACUGCACUCAAGCUGUGCCCGACUCAAUGACCAACAACAGCCUAAAGAAAUCGUCUGCUGAGCUAAAAAGAAUCUUAUCAAACGGACAGAUAAAUGCACAAGACAUCCAGUAUCAGGAGCAGCUCGGUCAUGGAAAUGGUGGCACAGUUUACAAAGCCUACCAUGUUCUUGGCAGACGGGUUCUGGCUGUAAAGGUCAUUCCCCUGGACAUCACGGUGGAACUCCAGAAGCAGAUUAUGUCAGAAUUAGAAAUUCUCUACAAGUGUGAUUCACUCUACAUCAUCACUUUCUUUGGUGCCUUUUUUGUUGAGAACAGGAUUUCCAUAUGCACAGAAUUCAUGGACGGCGGUUCUCUGGAUGUUUAUAAGAGAAUACCUGAGCAUGUGCUUGGGAGGAUCACAGUGGCUGUGGUCAAGGGUCUGACUUAUCUUUGGAGUCUGAAGAUACUUCACAGAGAUGUCAAGCCGUCCAAUAUGCUGGUGAACACCCGAGGACAAGUCAAGCUCUGUGACUUUGGCGUCAGCACACAGUUGGUGAAUUCUAUUGCCAAAACAUAUGUGGGCACUAACGCAUACAUGGCGCCUGAGAGGAUAUCAGGAGAGCAGUACGGAAUCCAUGCCGAUGUCUGGAGUGUGGGAAUCUCUUUCAUGGAGUUGGCGCUGGGCAUGUUCCCCUAUCCACAGAUUCAGAAGAACCAGGGGUCUUUAAUGCCUCUCCAGUUACUGCAAUGCAUCGUUGAUGAGGAUCCUCCAGUUCUUCCCGUCGAGCAGUUCAGUGAGAAGUUUGUUCACUUCGUCACUCAGUGCAUGAGGCGUCAGCCUAAGGAGCGACCGGCCCCCAACAACCUCAUGGAUCAUUCCUUCAUCAUCCAGUACAACGACGGCAACGCAGAGGUGGUGUCCAUGUGGGUCUGUCGCUGCCUGGAGGAGAGACGGGCUCAGCAGGGUCGCGUCUGACCCCAGCGGACCGAGCAGCGCUGCAGCGGGUUCUGGAUGCACACAUGGACUGUUGGUGCUCGUGGUUCCACUUUUAACCAAACAGCUGAGCACCUUCAGCACCUUCAUCAGAAGUGGACAUCACUCUUCAGAUAACAUCCAUGAGCCACAUUUACAGCAUUUGACCUGAGUUUGCGUGAAGGGCUGAUGCUGAGCUGCGUUUCCAGCUGUUCAGCUCUGUCCACGUGACCUCUGCUUCGCAGGUGAGCCGCUGCGUCCUCGUCCACCUGCCCGGGUUGGAACACUUCCCAUCUGGGAUUUGACUGCUCGGUGGAUGAGGCGGCGUCUCUGCUGGACCUGCUCGUGUCCACAGCUCCCACACACAGAACCGCUCCAGUUACUUCAUGUCACGGUUUAAAAGCAACCGCUCAACCUGUCUGGACACACAUGAUGUUAUUGACAUAUUACACACGUGUUACAUUUUAUUGCGUUUGCAUUUUAUUUCCAAAAUGGAUCUUUUAAACUGUAUUUUUGAUAUUUACUGUAAUAUUGCCGCACACACGACGUAUGAGGUAGAAAAAAAGAGAAAUGUAUCAAUGCAGACUUUUUUACGUGUUUCUGUCGUUUUGUUAACAAAGCUCCAGAAAAAUCCUCUUUUAAACGUUAAUUUAAGUUGAAGCAGUUGGUUUUCAGGGAAUCUUGGAUUCUGGGAACAUUUUCCUGUUUCCCUUCAAUUUAAACUUGGAUUUGACUUAUGUGGUUUCUCACCUAACCUCUGCUUCAAUCCACCCUAACGCCUGGAAAGGAAGCUGCUCCUCAUUAGAGAAAAAGGAAAAUUCUGAACCACUUUUUUAUUUUCAUCCAUCUCAUGAAAAUCCACUAAAUUCAGUCCAGAAGCCUUUUUCACAGAUAGUGCUCUUCCUCUGUCUUGCCUGUGGUUCUGUUGGGCUUUGAGUUGGUUUUCAGUGUCACUGAAUCUAAGAAACUGUUUAUUGUCCUUAACUUCCUGAGUUAUGUAUUAUGGCAUCUUCAACACAAAGAAAUAAACAUUUGGAAACCUGAA
Messenger RNA from Betta splendens (Siamese fighting fish), 3529 nucleotides. It is a transcript of the gene map2k5, whose product is annotated as mitogen-activated protein kinase kinase 5. NCBI's taxonomy places the organism in Eukaryota, Metazoa, Chordata, Actinopteri, Anabantiformes, Osphronemidae. Gene Ontology annotation, molecular function: ATP binding; protein binding; protein kinase activity. Gene Ontology annotation, biological process: protein phosphorylation. The record is from RefSeq and is a predicted model, not a curated record. The transcript is spliced from 22 exons. Bases 1402 to 2487 code for a protein of 361 amino acids.